AUGGCGUCCGGGAGCUUUGAGAGACAGACUGCACAACCUGUCGAGCCACUCUUUACCUUCGAGAUCUUGGCCGCGAAAGAGAUCACCCAGGAUAUGAUCCAAGAAGCGGCAGCAUUGUUCUCACGUGCAUAUGGCAUCUGGGGACCACAGGCGGAGAAAAUGAUGGGACCAUUUGCAGAGCAUGGUCGUCGUGUCCGCAUGAGUCCCAGUCGGCUAAGAGAGGAGUGCCUCCCAGAUCGUGCAGAUAACUAUUUUGUCAGGGCUAUGGCCGGCAACAACCUGGUUGGUCAUGCUUUGGCCACCUAUUGGAACUCUGCAGGCCACCAAGUCUGCUGGGUUACCCAAUUAUGCGUGGAUCCGCAAUAUAGGCGUCGCCGGCUGGCCACAAGGCUUCUUUCCAAGUUACGAGAAGGAAGAGAGAACUGUAUUUUCGGAAUACUAAGCUCACACCCUGCGGCGAUCCUCACCGCGCUGAGAAGUUUCGGAUGUGGGCUCGAGGAGGUAGAUCUGAGGAUUGUGCGAGAGCAUGCGAAAGACGUUAUGGAGUCUAGCCCUGUCAGAUAUAUCAGGUCAGCUAGGUUGUCAGGGAGUCUCUUUGUGGAGGGCGCACCACAGGGAGUCAUAUGCUGUGCUGAUACGAACUUCUGGGUGGACCACGGAGAACCAACAAAAGUGUUGGCUGAAGUCAGGGCGCGAGGACUUGGUUGGCCUUUUGGCGACUUGCCUGAUGGCCACGAAUACCUCCUCCUGGUGAAGACAAGGCCGCCGAAGUGCAUCAUCAUAUUCAUCGCCGCUUUUGGCGCAGGUUUCGGUCUCACCGCCAACUGCGACACCCUGAUUCAACUUCCUCGUUACUCGAUACCGCGAAUAGCCAAACACAACCUUGAACAGCCCCCAAGACCGCCACACUACUGCGCAAGCCAGCAAUUAGCUAUGAUGACGCUCAUCGUGAGGCUCCUCACCACACUGCUCUGGCUCAUCGGAAUCUCCAUCGUCACCAACAUUGUCAAGCAGCUGUUCUUCCGAGAUCCUCACAGACCGCCUGUGGUAUGGCAUUGGGUGCCUCUGAUUGGCAGCACAGUGGACUAUGGGCAGGACCCAUACAAGUUCUUCUUCAAAUGCCGAGAAAAGUAUGGUGACUUUUUCACAUUUGGGCUGCUUGGAAUGAAAGUCACGGUCUACUUGGGAGCCAAGGGCAACAACUUCAUCUUGAAUGGGAAGUUGAAGGAUCUCAAUGCCGAAGAGGUAUAUGGCCCACUCACGGUACCGGUCUUCGGUCGUGGCGUGGUAUAUGAUGUGGACAACGCGAGGUUUAUGGACCAAAAAAGACUGUUGAAGGAAGGCUUCACGAGUCAGAAUUUGCGAGCAUACGUCCCCCAAUUUGUCAAAGAAACCGAGCAAUACAUCAAUACCAACGCCAUCUUCCAGGGCGAGGGCGGAGUAUGCGACAUAUCCACCGUGCUUUCAGAAAUUUCCCUAUAUGCCGCAGCUGGCUCACUGCAGGGAAAGGAAGUCAGGGAUUCUUUUGACUCUUCCUUCGCCACUUACUACCGCCAUCUCGACGAUGGCUUUGCGCCCGCCAAUUUCAUGUUUCCAUGGCUGCCCACACCCGUGAACCGGCGGCGAGACCGCGCUCAGAGGAUGAUGGCCAAGCUGUACAUGGACAUCAUCAGACAGCGACGAUCGACCGGGAACCAGGACGGUAGCCACGACAUGCUCUGGGCGUUGAUGGACGGCCGUUACAGAGAUGGCACUCCACUGUCAGACGAAGAGACCGCCAACCUCAUGAUCGCCCUGCUCAUGGGCGGCCAGCACAACACGGCAGCCUCCGGGACGUGGAUCAUGCUCCAUCUCGCCCACCGCCCACAUCUCAUUGAGGAGCUGUACCAGGAACAGCUGGAUGUCCUCGGAGAUCAAGACCCGACGUAUGACACGCUACAGAAACUCACGCUGCAUAACAAUGUCAUCAAGGAAACGCUGCGGCUCCACAGCCCGAUCCAUUCCAUCAUGCGCAAGGUCAAGCAACCCAUGCCGAUCCCCGAUACCGACGUCGUCGUCCCCGCAGGCCACAUAUUGCUCGCAGCGCCGGGGGUUCCCUCCCGGUGCGAGGAAUUCUUCCCGGAUCCCAUGGCGUGGAACCCGCAUCGAUGGGACAAGCCUGACGAGACGGAUGCGGAAGCACAGACACAGUCACAGCUGAACGAGAAACGCGACGACAACGAUACAGUGGAUUAUGGGUACGGAGCUGUCUCCUCGAAAGCGGUCAACAGCCCUUACCUGCCCUUCGGCGCAGGUCGACACCGGUGUGUCGGGGAAACUUUUGCUUAUGCGCAGCUUGGAGCUAUACUUGCGACCAUGGUGAGACUUUUGCGUUGGGAGCAGGUCGAUCCCAGCGCGCCGGUGCCAGCGACGGACUAUUCGUCCAUGUUCUCACGACCAAUGCAUCCCGCUACGAUCAAGUGGCAGCGUCGACAUUGA
Messenger RNA from Fonsecaea monophora, 2478 nucleotides. RefSeq lists its product as hypothetical. The transcript is spliced from 9 exons. Gene Ontology annotation, biological process: ergosterol biosynthetic process. NCBI's taxonomy places the organism in Eukaryota, Fungi, Ascomycota, Eurotiomycetes, Chaetothyriales, Herpotrichiellaceae. Gene Ontology annotation, molecular function: iron ion binding; heme binding; monooxygenase activity. The coding region runs from base 1 to 2478 and encodes 825 amino acids. The record is from RefSeq and is a predicted model, not a curated record.